This is a messenger RNA of Hermetia illucens (black soldier fly), 829 nucleotides long. RefSeq lists its product as uncharacterized. The record is from RefSeq and is a predicted model, not a curated record. The transcript has 4 exons. NCBI's taxonomy places the organism in Eukaryota, Metazoa, Arthropoda, Insecta, Diptera, Stratiomyidae. The coding region runs from base 11 to 829 and encodes 272 amino acids.
UACAAUAAUCAUGUACGUUGCAAGUUUAAUUUUGAUUUUCACCGUGGUGACAAUUUUUUCCUCUUUGGGAGUCGAAGCUCAUAAUUAUACCCGCACCCACGGGACUUUUAAUCUCCUUACAAAACGGACUAAGCGACUUGUUGUUUUUCCAAAAGACGCGGCUAUCCUGUUCACAGUGUCAAUGUCCAAGAACCUUUUAGAUGGCCGUCCUACUGGAACAGUAAUGAUUUAUGAACUUGAUCACAUGGUUCCAUUGCCUGAUAGCCUCGAUGCCUGGAAGCCUAAGCCCAAGAAGAUUAACAGCAGUGGUCCUCCGAUCAAUAAUCCUUGGUCAAAUAACUCACAUCAAAAGGUGUGGAACAGGAAACCCAGUUAUAAGGAAACUCUUGAGGAUGCAUCUCACAGUUGGCGAGAAGGCUACAAGGAUCCCUAUUUUUGGUACUCGUCUAAGAAUCGUAUCCAGCAGCUCCGGAAAACGAUCCCGCUCAAUAAGGAAUGGAUGGCGCACACUGGUUAUCGAGAAAGACGGGAAAUAUUCGAUUCCAUUAAAAAAGCAGCUCAAAUGAAUAAGAUAGAUUUGGACGUGAAGAGCUGUAUCUUAAGAACAAUUUGUGAAGUGAAGCACUUCCUGUUGCCACCUGGGAAAUCCUUGAUACAGGAUAUCAUACGGAUAUUGUUUAGCAUUCCAACACAACCUCAUUGGAAAGAUGAAUACAACAAGGCUGCUCGGCACAAAAAGCGAGAUUGCAAGGAAAUUUACAGAAGCAGAUGUCCAAUUAGCGUUUUGGAAUUAGUGCUACAAAAUCAAUCCGAUCUGUCGAAAUUGUAA